GCAUGCGAGUCCUUGAUAACGCCGCAUACACCCAAGAUGAAGGACAUAAGGUCUCUCGCAUCGAUAUUUCUACUUCUAAACCUUACUAGCUCUGCUACUGCACUUUGGGGCCUAUCCAUCCCUGUUCCACAACAGCAGCAGCCGCUAGUUCCAUCGCAGGGUCAACAAUCCAUUAUGAAUAAAUUCAUCCCAGAUAUCAUCAAAUCCAAAGUUACAGCUCCGAGUGAGGACUUUGUCGGUGGCGCAGACCAACCAGUUGUCUCGGAUGUUCUUCCAAAGACAAAAGGCAUCAAUAUAUUUGCUCAAAUGACCCGAGAUUUCGACUCCAUCUCUUCGCGCCUUAAUGACGCCUCCCACAACAUCACAGUCCUAGCCCCGCGUAACAGUGCUGUGCAGGACCUACCCCGCAAGCCAUGGGAGGAUCCUGAAGACUGUGCUAAGUUUGGAGGAGUGCAUGCUUAUGAGGGUAGUGAUGGCCAGGAGCGGGCGAGACGCAAUCUGCGGCGUUUCGUAGAGGCUCAUAUUGUUCCUGUCAGCCCGUGGCGGGAGGGCGAAGAGGUCGAAAGCCUGGGAGGAGAGAAGUUGAAGUGGUCAAAAGAGGGCGACAAGGUUAUUCUCCAACCGGGAAACAUCGAGGUGGAUACCGUCGCUGAGAAAGUCGCCAAUGGAGAAGUCUGGGUGUUGAAUGGCGUAAUCAACUACCGCUCGGAUUGA
Molecule: messenger RNA, 714 nt
Organism: Penicillium subrubescens
Lineage: Eukaryota; Fungi; Ascomycota; Eurotiomycetes; Eurotiales; Aspergillaceae
Exons: 2
Source: RefSeq, a predicted model, not a curated record